Messenger RNA from Ostrea edulis (European flat oyster), 5406 nucleotides. Its product is annotated as ankyrin-1-like. The transcript is spliced from 2 exons. Gene Ontology annotation, molecular function: protein binding. Lineage: Eukaryota; Metazoa; Mollusca; Bivalvia; Ostreida; Ostreidae. Bases 314 to 3208 code for a protein of 964 amino acids. The record is from RefSeq and is a predicted model, not a curated record.
UCAAUCUUUUGUAGGUGACGAAGAAGUAAAGGGGAGCGGAAAUUUGCACAAUAAUCAUUACAGUUUGAAAAAUCCCAUUCUUUUGGAUUGGAAUGAGGACGACAAGUGGUUCGUGCCCACCAAGGCUAGUGAAACAGUUGAAAAUAAAAUAAAAAAACAAAACUUCCUUACAGUUGUUGGGAAUUCUGGAUCCGGAAAGUCAGCCAUUAUACAACACAUUGCCCUGAAAUACAAGCGACAGGGGUGGGAUGUUAUUCCUGUUCACGACGUUACGAAAAUAGAAGAAGCCUGCUCUACUGAACUUUCUAAGAAAAUGUUUGUGUUUCACGAUCCGAUUGGGAAAGAGUCUCUCAUUGAUUUUGAAUAUGAAAAAUGGAAAAGAUAUGAGAGGACAUUGAAAACUUAUCUGAAAGAAGUGAAAAUUCUUUUGUCGUGUAGAUUGUGUGUGUUUCACGAUGAAAGAUUGAAAGGAAUAAUGAAGGAAACCAAUAACUCAAUAAGAAUAGAUGAUGGAGCGUGUAAGCUCUCCAGAGACGAAAAACGAAAAAUACUGCAUCAGUAUACAGAAAAUGUUAAGUUUGCAGAAGACGAGACAGAGGAAAUAAUAAAAUCAGAUGCUUACUUUCCAUUGCUUUGCAAAUUGUAUUCCAUUGAAUCGAAAUAUGAGAAAAGAGGACUUAGUUUCUUCAAGAAUCCAUUUGAGGUAGUCAGAGAAGAAAUUGAAAUUUAUCAGAACAGUGAAAGAGCUAACGAGAAAUCGAAGUACUGCUCUCUGAUUUUCCUUGUUGUUUUCAACAACAAUGUAAAGGUAAAUGAUAUGGAGGAUUGUCCCAACUCGCAUUUUCCAGAUGAAAAAUAUGAAGACAUUCUUAGAAUGAGUGGUCUUCCCGACAACACACCAAUCACAAGCGUGAUUACAGGUUUUAAAUCACUGGAAGGGUCCUUUGUCAGGUGUGUGGGUAAUUCCUAUACAUUCAUUCACGAUUUUGUUCAGGAGAUAACUACGGUUGUUAUUGGAGCUAGAUUCCCCAAACAAACAAUCAAAUAUGCAGACAGCGGCUUCCUACGACGAAGAGUGAAAAUAGAAGAUGACAAACAAGAGCGUAACCCUUUCACUGUUUACUUGACUGACGGGUACAUCGAUGAUCUUGUGCAAAGGUUUUUGUUAGAUAUACAGACGGAAGAUUUGCUUGAUGUGGUCCUCAAUCCAUGUUUACAAAAUAAGAAAGUAAUUGAGUCCUUCAUAAAACACUUAGAAAAGGAAAUUGAUGUUUCGCUCGAUCUAAAACGUAAACUUGUGAAAGUCGAUGAAUAUGAAUUUGGAAAGUUAAAGGAAAACAACUUGAUCUCAAGACUUGGUUUCUUUUUAACUCAAGAGGAGGUAACUCCGCUAAGUGCUCUAAUUAUAUUUUGCCAUGAUGAGAUAGCUUUAUCCUGCUUAAAGAAUUACCAACUAUCUGAUAAAUUUUCAACGUUUGCUUCCAUAUGCGCCAAUGGAAAUACGACAUUAUAUGACGUUUAUUUGCAAAAGUAUGCUGUUGAAUUCUCUAAUGUGGUAUGGGGAGGAUUUUAUGCCUUACACAUAGCAUCAUUGUUUCAUAACUUUGAAUUGACUCAAACACUCAUUGGUCAUACCAAGAGCAUAAAUAUGUUUGACGAUCACCGUUUUACAUCGUUGAUGUGUGCGGUAUUGAAUGAUGGAGAAGCCAAUUCAUUAACUACAACAGAUUCCCUAGCCACAAUUCAGUGCCUACUAACCAAUGGCGCCGAUAUCAAUUUAUGUAACAAUGAUGGACUCAGUCCUCUAUUUAUAGCGUGUCAUAAUGGACAUGACAGCACGGUAAAACUGUUACUGAACAAUGGCGCCAAUAUUAAUUUAUGUAUGAAGAAUGGAGUCAGUCCUCUAUAUAUAGCGUGUCAGAAUGGACAUGACAGAACGGUACAACUGUUACUGAACAAUGGGGCCGAUAUUAAUUUAUGCAUGAAGAAUGAAGCCAGUCCUCUAUAUAUAGCGUGUCAAAAUGGACAUGACAGCACGCUACAACUGUUACUGAACAAUGGCGCCGAUAUUAAUUUAUGUAUGAAUAAUGGAGCCAGUCCUCUAUAUAUAGCGUGCCAAAUUGGGCAUGACAGCACGGUACAACUGCUACUGAACAAUGGCGCCGAUAUUAAUUUAUAUAUGAAGAAUGGAGCCAGUCCUCUAUACAUAGCGUGUGAAAAUGGACAUGAUAGCACGGUACAACUGUUACUGAACAAUUGCGCCGAUAUUAAUUUAUAUAUGAAGAAUGGAGCCAGUCCUCUAUAUAUAGCGUGUGAAAAUGGACAUGACAGCACGGUACAACUGUUACUGAACAAAGGCGCCGAUAAUAGUUUAUGUACAGAGAAAGGAGUCAGUCCUCUAUAUAUAGCGUGUCAAAAUGGACAUGACAGCACAGUUCAACUAUUGCUGAACAAAGGCGCCGAUAAUAGUUUAUGUACAGAGAAAGGAGUCAGUCCUCUAUAUAUAGCGUGUCAUAAUGGAGAUGACAGCACAGUACAACUGUUACUGAACAAUUGCGCCGAUAUUAAUUUAUGUGACAAUGAUGCAACCAGUCCUCUAUAUAUAGCGUGUCAUAAUGGACAUGACAGCACGCUACAACUGUUACUGGACAAUGGCGCCGAUAUUAAUUUAUGUAUGAAGAAUGGAGCCAGUCCUCUAUAUAUAGCGUGUCAAAAUGGACAUGACAGCACGGUACAACUGUUACUGAACAAUGGCGCCGAUAUUAAUUUAUGUAUGAAAAAUGGAGCCAGUCCUCUAUAUAUAGCGUGUCAAAAUGGACAUGACAGCACAGUACAACUGUUACUGAACAAUGGGGCCGAUAUUAAUUUAUGUGAGGAGAAUGGAGCCAGUCCUCUAUAUAUAGCGUGUCAAAACGGACAUUACAGCACAGUACAACUGUUGCUGAACAAAGGCGCCGACAAUUGUUUAUGUACAGAGAAAGGAGUCAGUCCUUUAUAUAUAGCGUGUCAUAAUGGACAUUACAUCACGGUACAACUGUUGCUGAACAAUGGCGCCGAUAUUAAUUUAUGUGACAAUGAUGGAGCCAGUCCUCUAUACAUAGCGUGUCAAAAUGGACAUGACAGCACGGUACAACUGUUGCUAAACAAUGGCGCCGUUAUCAAUUUAUGUGACAAUGAUGGAGACAGUCAUCUUCAUGCAGCUCGUUAAAAUGGACAUGACAAUAUCGAACAACUGUUGCUGAACAAUGGCGCCGAUAUUAAUGUAUGUGACAUUGAUGGAAAUAAUCCACGACAAUACCUUUACUUUUCUAUAAGAAGAUGACUAAGUAGAAGAGUGAGGAUGGAAUCACGGAAUAAAAUUCAUGAAACCCUGUCCCAAUAGACAUACCUUAUCAUGCUAGGAUGUGUUAUGUCACUAAACUGUUAUUCUAUUUCGGCCAAACGUACACCUUACAACAUUGUUAUUAAAUUAAUGUGGAAAUCUAUAACAAAAUUUCAUGUAAAGAAUUUUAUGUGUGAAAUGAUUGCACCAUCAAGAAAGAGAUACAAUGUCGGAAUUAUUUCAUAUGAAUUUUUUUUUCAGUUUUCCCAGGUUAAUAAAAUGAGCACGACAGUGUCACCGUAUCAUUCUACUCUAAUAGAAAAAAAUAGUUUCUAAGAUUUAGAACAGCGUAAAAAUAAUUUCAAAAGUCUUUUCUACUAUUUAAAAAGUUGUUUUACGAUUUACAAACAUUGCUUCGAUGAUUUACCACAUACCUGGUUAUUUUUGCGUAUCACUAAUUUUGCGAAAGUACCCCCAAAACAUACUAUAUCGUAUGAGCGUACUUCUUUUCAUUUGUAGAAACUACUUUUCAGAUCGUGUCUACGAUUUGCUACAUGGUAGAAACUAUUCAUGUAAAACUUAUACGGUACCAAUUUUGAUGGACCAGGGGCGCGUUUUACAAAAGAACUUACGACUUACGACAAACUUUACAUACUGGAAUUUUCCGGUUUAUUGUAAGGUCAUUCACCCCAAAUGCAAAAUAUAUCUUUAAAUUGUUGAAAAUUAAGACUCGGAAAGGUUUCACUUUAUUCACUUAAAGUAAAAACUGUGUAAUACAAUUUAAGACUUGCGACUUUACCGUAAGUUGUUUGGUAAAACGGACCCCAGAUGCGCAUUUCGACAAAUAAUGUCUCUUCAGUGAUGCUCAACCGAAAUGUUUGAAAUCCGAAAUAACUAUGAAGUUUUAGAGCUAAAUAUAGCCAAAAACAGCGUGCCAAACAAGUGGAGCCAAAUUCGUCCAAGGAUAAGAGCUAUGCAUGAGGGAGAUAAUCCUUAAUUUUGAAAUGAAUUUCUAAAUUUUAUAACAGCAAUUAAAUAUACAUCCGUAUUUUCAAGCUAGUAACAAAGUACUUAGCUGCUGGGCUGUAGAGACCCUCGGGGACUAACAGUCCACCAGCAGAGGCCUCUACCCAGGGGUCAUAAUGUAAAACGUAUACGGUACCAAUUUUGAUGCACCAGAUGCGCAUUUCGACAAAUAAUGUCUCGUCAGUGAUGCUCAACCGAAAUGUUUGAAAUCCGAAAUAACUAUGAAGUUUUACGUUACGUUACGUUAUAUUAUUUUUUGUAAACUGGAGUGAUUUUGCCUGUAGCUAUUCGAUUUCAGUCGCCAAAUAAUAAAUCAAUUGUUGUUCUCUCUCUCUCUCUCUCUCUCUCUCUCUCUCUCUCUCUCUCUCUCUCUCUCUCUCUCUCAUUCCGUGAUGCUAAAGUUUCACGAUCUGCCACAAGAGUAUCACUUACGGAGCACCACACACGGAGAUUCGCAUGUCACAUUAUAGGAAAAUCAGGAAUAUAACACAAUAGGCUGAUUUGUGCAAAACUUAUAUCAAACAUUAUUUUAGUAUUGUACAUGUUUAACAUUUACUUUCAUGCAUCAACCAUUUUCGAAUCUUGGUUAUUUCAAGAAUAUUUUCUCGUGCUGGGCGAUUUUCUAUGGAAUUCUAUCGCUGCCAUACACGUAUGCUACAUCAUACUACCGCCGUAAUGAUACGAUGUAGUGCAAGAUAGCAAUAGGAUCCCAUAAGUUUCUUAAUCUUAAUAUGCACUGUAUAGACAUGUACUGCACCUCACAGGUCGUGUCUUUUUAACAUUGUCAGUAUGCAAGAAAUAAUAUACAGUAUGUGUGCAGUAUAUGAAUUUCAUAUCCAUGCAUUAAAAAAAGGUUUAAUAUUCAAAUCCAUGUAUUGCUGAUCAAUUUUGCGAAAAGUUUCUGUGUAUUAUAAAAUACUUGAAUUCCACUAGAUUUGAUACUUUUUAGCUUUGUUUCUGCUGUUUAUGAUUAUACAUAUAUUAUAUACACGCACAUGUGAAUAUUGUAAAAGUGGCAUAAAUGUUAUGGUUAUGUAAUUUAUAAUUGAAUAAAUCAA